Chrysoperla carnea is the source of this 1866-nucleotide messenger RNA. It is a transcript of the gene Amph, whose product is annotated as amphiphysin. The transcript is spliced from 8 exons. Bases 45 to 1436 code for a protein of 463 amino acids. Gene Ontology annotation, molecular function: protein binding; phospholipid binding. Gene Ontology annotation, cellular component: cytoplasm; plasma membrane. The record is from RefSeq and is a predicted model, not a curated record. NCBI's taxonomy places the organism in Eukaryota, Metazoa, Arthropoda, Insecta, Neuroptera, Chrysopidae.
CUUGUGGCUGCGCAUUGAAUAGCUAAUAUCAAUCCUUUUGGAGUAUGUUGAAUAAGAAAUUGGUGAAAUCGGAGACUAGUUGGCUGGGAACAGUGCGCAAGAUGGCAGAGAGUAAAGGUGCAUUAAUUGCUAAAACAGUGCAAAAACAUGCUGGAAGAGCGAAAGAAAAGUUCCUACAAAACUUUGGCAAAGUAGAUAGAACAGCAGAUGAAAUAUUUGAUGAACAUUUGGAGAAUUUUACACGACAACAAAAUGCUGCAAAUAAAUUACAAAAAGAAUUUAGUAAUUACAUCAGAUGUGUUCGAGCUGUACAAACUGCCUCCAAAUCGUUAAUGGACUCAAUAUCAGAAGUAUACGAAAGCCAAUGGACUGGACAUGAUUUAUUAUACGUACAAGCACAGAAUAUAGAAAUGUUAUGGCAAGAUUUUAGCCACAAAUUGGGGGAUCAAGUGUUAAUUCCAUUAAACACUUAUCAAAGUCAAUUUCCAGAAAUGAGGAAAAAAAUUGAUAAACGUGGUCGAAAAUUAGUUGAUUAUGAUGGACAGAGACACAAUUUUCAAAAUUUACAAGCAAAUAAUGCAAAGAAACGUGAUGAUGUUAAAUUAACAAAAGCACGUGAACAAUUGGAGGAAGCAAAACGUACUUAUGAACAAUUAAAUAGUGAAUUACACGAUGAAUUGCCAGCAUUGUACGAUUCAAGAGUGUUAUUUUUAGUUACCAAUUUACAAACAUUAUUCUCGGCUGAACAAGUAUUUCACAAUGAAACGUCUAAGGCUUUUGCUGAAUUAGAAGCAAUUGUUGAUAAAUUAGCUACAAACAGUCAAAGAGGUUCAUACACAAUUAAAAAGAGUUUAAAUAAUUCACCACCAGCCAUAACUAAAACAACAAAUAACUCAGUACAUCUAACAAAUAAUACAAGUCCACCAUCGUCUCCAAUUAGCAAUAAAACUCCAACUGAUUCUGGCGAAUCACCAAUAAAAACAGAAGCAAGUGAUGUGUCUAAUAAACGUAAUUCGAACGAGCCAUCAUUACAACAACAACAACCACUUCCAUCAAUCCCAUCCACAAAUUCCCCAACAUUAAAUGGUAACAAUACUACUACUACUUCCAAUAAUGUUCAAACAACAAAUCCAUCUAGUAACGAUUUAACAGACUCUAAUAAUGCCAGUAAUAAUAAUAAACGUGUUGAAGAAUUGUACGACAUACCUGUUGGUGCAAGCACAGAUAAUUUGCCACCUGGAGUACUAUACAGAGUGAAAGCCACUUAUAAGUAUAACAAGGAAGAUGUUGAUGAAUUGUCAUUUGAAGUUGGUGAUACAAUUCGAGUUGUUGAAUACGAUGACCCCGAAGAACAGGAAGAAGGCUGGCUAAUGGGAAUUAAAGAAAGCACAAAUGAAAAAGGCAUGUUUCCUGCAAAUUUCACAAGGCCAAUAUGAGUAUAAAAAAACAUAUUAUUAUAUUAUUUUUUUGUUUUAAUUUUUUUCGUUUAUGUUUUUGCUCAUACGUAUAUGAAAACAAUUCAACUAAUAAUGUAUUUUCCACACAUAAUUUGAGUCCAAAAACGGAAAAAAUCUCAAUUUUCUUCCAAAAUAUUUUCUCAAAUACAUUAUUAGUUCAAUACGUCGCGCCCUCCCAAUACAUAUUUACAACAAACAAACAAAAUUAUAUAUAUUUCAUGUUUAAAUGAAAUGUUGAUUUAAUUAAAAUAGUUAAUAACAAAAAAAACAUAUUAUUGUCUAAGUGCCUUUUUUAAACACAUAAAUAAUGUUAAUUAAAAAUAUUUAUAAAAAAAAAAAAUUAAUUAAAUAAUAAAUACGGCACUUUAUUAGAGAAAGAAAGAGAUAAUCUAUAACGACCAAUUAGAUU